CCAACAGGCUGGCUGUUUGGAGCCGGAAGCGUCACCAUUGGCCCAAACAGCUGCCCAAUGCUCGAGUAGCUAUCGAGAGCCGGGUCGUGGUUCGCGGUGUUCCGGGUCGGUCAUCAGCCAACCACUGGGUAGACAUUGAAAUGCGGCCCAAUGACUUGACAACUCGUGUUGUUGGGGGCCCAAUACUCAGCCACCGGGUUCCUGAGGGAGAGGCUUGCUUUAGCGGGCGCUGGCCAUGCCCUGCGAGCCAUUGUCAAAUGAGCAUCCGCAGGAGCCCACCAUCUCAGCGCCGUCGUCGUGGGCUGGCUUGCAGUCCUUUUUUGCGGCGGCGGCGACGUCACAGCCGCGAGGCUGGUCGCAUCGUGGAAUAUUGCAGGCCGGGGUCGUUGGUACAUACAAGGAGCACCGCUUUUCUUCUUGCUUGUAGCAGGGCAGGGGUAGCGGGAGUUUUAUUUCUGACUUCCUAUGUGUUUGUUGAUAUCCAUUGAUCUAGUUUUCUCCCGAUGGAGGUAACUCAGCCAUCCGAAGGAGUUGCAGGCUAAUGAUACCGCGGAUAGCUGCUCAACACACCGCCUCUGACGACUUGG
Trichoderma asperellum CBS 433.97 is the source of this 587-nucleotide messenger RNA. NCBI's taxonomy places the organism in Eukaryota, Fungi, Ascomycota, Sordariomycetes, Hypocreales, Hypocreaceae. The record is from RefSeq and is a predicted model, not a curated record.